AGAGAGAGAGAGAGAGAGAGAGAACGCUUUGCGAUACACAAGUGUUGAGACCGUUAUUGUCACGCUGCGCGGAGCCAACACAACCGUCAGAGCAUUUUGCGGGAAUAAAGGCAAACAACAUCCAGCCAAAAUGUCGAAGGUGGAAGGAGGAAUGAAAUGUGUCAAAUACCUUUUGUUCGUGUUCAACUUUAUCUUCUGGUUGAUGGGAUCGUUUGUUCUGGCAGUGGGACUGUGGCUGCGCUUCGAUCCAGAAACUGUGUCUCUUCUCAAUGUUGACAAGGCUCCAGACACUUUCUUCAUUGGUGUCUAUAUCCUGAUAGGUGCUGGCAGUCUGGUGAUGUUGGUUGGUUUCUUUGGCUGUUGUGGAGCUGUUCGGGAAUCUCAAUGCCUGCUGGGUUCAUUCUUUGCGUGUCUGUUGAUCAUCUUUGGUGCGGAGUUGGCAGCAGGGGUGUUUGGAUUCUUAAACAAGGACAAGAUUAUCAAAGACGUUCAGACCUUCUACACAACGACCUACAAUGAAAACAAUAACAGCACAUUGAUCAUCUCAUACCAGAAAGUACUGAAAUGUUGUGGGACCAUAGAAAGCCCCUGUACUGAAUCCAGAACAGAUACUAAGGACUGUGAGACAGGCAUCAAGGAGUUCUUCAACAGUAAACUCUUCAUCAUUGGAUACGUGGGCAUCGGCAUCGCUGGAGUCAUGAUCAUUGGGAUGAUCUUCAGUAUGGUGCUCUGCUGUGCCAUUCGCAACAGCAGGGAGGUCAUCUAAGCUGGACCCUCGACCUCUACCUCUUCUGCACCCAGCCCCAAAAGACUGUACAGCCUUCAGAUCAAAUGUCAACCGUAGUCCAUCAUCCAUCCAGGGACCCUGGAAAUAGAUCAUGUUCAAAAAUAUCCUUUCCACUAUGAUGCUAAAACCAGCUCUCCAGACCUGAUGUUCCACUAUUUUCUCUUUUUUUUAAUUAUUUGUACUCACAAGCAAAGUAGCACCCUCUACCUUCCAGAACAUUCUGAUAAGACCAAAACAGCAGGAUCAGUGUGAUUUCUGAUGUUGACCUGACAAUCUGUCAAAUUGUUUUCCUCCUCAUGGCCAUUUGGUCACCAUUAUAAAUUUUAACCCACAUACUGUCGCAGUAGUGUCAAUUCUUUUUCACACAGCCUUGACACUGACCCCUCGACUGUGGGAAACUUUAGCCCCGAGAGAGCAAACCUGAGAGGUGAAAGCAAUGGUGUGUGACAUGAGAUCACAGCCUUUAAAAAAAAAAGGUUGGCUGGAAUCUCGUAGUGAAUCCUGAUUGGUGGAAUCAGAGUGGGGUGUCGAGAGGGAAUGGCCAGUGAAUGUUUCGGGAAUGCAUCCAUCAUGCAGCCCCUGUGCCCUCACUCACACACACACAGUAUACACUCUCUGUGUGAACUUAACAAUCAACAUAGAUUUUUCUCUACAAGAAAAAUUGGCAGUUAUUCAAUGUGUUGUCGAGGAUUAGCUUAGUUUAGCUGUAGUUCAUAUUUACUUUACAGACAUGAGUGGUAUUGAUCUUCUCAUCUCACUCUUGGCAAGAAUGUGAAUAUACAUUUUUCCCAACUCUUCCUUACCUUUUAGUACAUUUACAACAAACCGUGCAUUCUAUAUUUUUCAAACAAUGCAGGUAUGUGGUGGAUUUCACAACCAAGGGUCAAAAGCUGCCUGGAGCGGAAAUGUGAAUCCAAAAAUAGAAAGCGCACACCAGCUGAACUGAAAACCAAAUUUUAUUUUUUGUCCCGAAGGAAAAGCUCCUCUUAUAUAAGUGCUCUCUUACAGAAGAGAGUAUCCUUGAGUCUAUGUUGACUGUACGUCAAGAUCAUGUGGACGCAUGUGGAUGUUUACAGGCUAAAUAUAGGCUAGCCAGUCAACUGAGAAUAGGCAGUGGGGCUGGGAAAUUGGGUUAUUCAAACCAGUAGGAUCUCUUCCCACCUCCCAUCUUUUUUCCCCUCUGUGCCUUAAAAGUACACCACUCACGACAAAACAAAAGCUGAGAAAUGACCCCUGUAUUCCUCUCAUCUCUUCAACCUCAGCAGACAAAAAGGUUUGGACAGAAAUGCCCGACUUCCAAUAACUUUUAUUUACCCAGGUUCACUCAGGCCACUGUUAAUUCUGCAGGGUUUAUUACAGGACUGUGGUAUGUAAAUAUAUGUGACUUUUCUUGUAGUUGUACGUUAUUUGUGGAUGAUUUGAUAGUCACUAUUUAACAAGCUGUGUGUAGAUAUGAGCUUGUAGUAGUUGUAUGAUGUUCAUGUAGUCAUGACAGUGUUUGCGAUAGUCAAAGCAAA
Anarrhichthys ocellatus (wolf-eel) is the source of this 2304-nucleotide messenger RNA. RefSeq names its product CD9 antigen-like. Gene Ontology annotation, cellular component: plasma membrane. The coding region runs from base 131 to 766 and encodes 211 amino acids. The record is from RefSeq and is a predicted model, not a curated record. Lineage: Eukaryota; Metazoa; Chordata; Actinopteri; Perciformes; Anarhichadidae. The transcript has 8 exons.